UCGGACAACCGCUCAUAAACUAUGUUGUGUAUACUCAGCGCGCGCCUCCUCCCCUUACUCUACUCUGCUGUCCUCCUCCUCUUCCGAAGCGCUAUCCACCUCGGCUGCCGUCGGUUGCGGUGGAGGAGCGGGUGCUGGGUUGCUGGAACCUUGCGCGGUUGCGCCCGACGCUCUUUUGCGUGCUUGUGUUUGUCUCACGCCAGACAAUAGAAAAAACUGGCUCUGAGCCUGCUUGCGGACGUCUAGGACCCCUCAACAAAAUUCGUCUCGACGAAGCGAUUGAUUACUGAACGUUGACUUCGAGAUAUGUCCCUUCGGCCUGGCAACUCUCAGACCGUGCCUGUUUCCUUCAAAUUCCGCCAGCCUGUCA
Messenger RNA from Schizophyllum commune H4-8, 370 nucleotides. RefSeq lists its product as uncharacterized. The coding region runs from base 22 to 210 and encodes 62 amino acids. The transcript has a single exon. NCBI's taxonomy places the organism in Eukaryota, Fungi, Basidiomycota, Agaricomycetes, Agaricales, Schizophyllaceae. The record is from RefSeq and is a predicted model, not a curated record.